UGUCUCAGGAAGAAAAAUGUGAAAAGUGCAUCAACGCGCUGCAGUCCCUGCGGAUCGAUUAAUUUGACUUUUUAACUUUGAGGACAAACGAAGCCAAUAAUCUACAAAAGAGCAAAGGAAUGCAGUUAGACACAUUUAUGAAAAAACAGUGAUUGCUCACUGCGACGUCCAUCCAAUUCUGCACAAAUAACUUUGGGCUUUGACAGUUUUAAGCAAAUUCACUAUUCACGCGACAUGGAGUCUGAAAUUACAAGGACAGAAAUCAUUAAAAUAACCGCAAAAUUGGUACUUCUCUCAGCAUUCUCAUAUUACUCCAUGAAGUGGCUGAUAAAUCAACUGGACCCAACUAACAAACAGAAGAACCAAGCAAAAGCAAAGGCCACUGAUCUUAUGAAAAAGAUUGGGAUCCAGGUCAAGAGACAGCUCUCAGAACAUGAGCUGAUGAUUGCGACUCAUUUGGUUGAUCCUAAAGACAUAAAAGUGUCGUGGAGUGACAUUGCAGGCUUGGACGAUGUCAUUGAAGAGAUCCAAGAAACGGUCAUCUUUCCCAUAACAAGGAAGGAUUUACUUGCUGAGUCAAGACUCAGUCAGCCACCGAAGGGCGUCCUUUUGCAUGGCCCUCCGGGCUGUGGUAAAACCCUCAUUGCCAAGGCAACAGCAAAAGAAGCAGGAGCUCGUUUUAUUAAUCUGGACGUGUCUAUUUUGACUGACAAGUGGUACGGAGAAAGUCAGAAAUUGGCAGCGGCUGUGUUUUCGUUGGCCAUUGAACUGCAACCAUGCAUCAUUUUCAUUGAUGAAAUUGAUUCGUUUUUAAGAGUUCGGAGUUCCCAAGACCAUGAAGCAACCGCCAUGAUGAAGGCUCAGUUUAUGAGCUUAUGGGAUGGGCUCAUCACAGACCCCAACUGUGUCGUGAUAGUCAUGGGCGCAACAAACAGACCUCGAGACUUGGACCAAGCCAUUCAAAGGCGAAUGCCUUCUAUGUUCCACGUUGGCCUACCUAACCGAAAACAAAGGCUGCAAAUCUUGAAACUGAUUCUUGAUAAUGAACCAAUCGGAGAGGAUGUUGAUUUGGAAAACAUAGCAAAGAUCACAGAAAGCUUCUCUGGAUCUGAUUUACACGAGCUGUGUCGAAGCGCCUCGGUUUACAGAAUGAGAGACUUCAUGCGAUCAACUACUAGGAAUCGCACUGCAGUGAUAAAUGGAAGCAGCCAAGAAGGUGAUGAAGCUAUGCGAUCCAUUAAUAUGGACGAUUUGAGAAAGUCGUUCAGUAAAAUUAGAGAAUCGAAGGUACGCAGCAAUAACGGUUUAGUGGCUUCUUCUUCAGACAUGGACUAGUGGAAUUAUUUUCACAUAGUUUACCAAGAUAAUUCAGUUUUAUUUAACGCUUCAUGAGUUUGGGACAGUUGUGUUGUGAUUAUUUUUUAUUUGGUUAUUUCCUAGAAUUUUAAUUAAGACUCCUAGCUGUGCUCAGGAAGUUAAUCAACCACGCAACGCGUAAGAUUAAGCAAAAUUGACUCUAUAAUUUUUCUGAUUUGUGUUCAUGAUUUUUUUUGUAGUGUUAUAAAUAUUUGAUAUUAACUAUAAAUGAAAAUAAUAGAACAAAUAAAUAAAAGCAACCUGCUUCUGCUUGAACA
Molecule: messenger RNA, 1634 nt
Organism: Neocloeon triangulifer
Lineage: Eukaryota; Metazoa; Arthropoda; Insecta; Ephemeroptera; Baetidae
Gene: nmd
Product: outer mitochondrial transmembrane helix translocase
Exons: 8
Coding region: 235-1335 (366 amino acids)
Cellular component (GO): mitochondrial outer membrane
Molecular function (GO): ATP hydrolysis activity; ATP binding
Source: RefSeq, a predicted model, not a curated record